Messenger RNA from Westerdykella ornata, 512 nucleotides. RefSeq names its product 30S ribosomal protein S13. Gene Ontology annotation, molecular function: structural constituent of ribosome; RNA binding. The transcript has 2 exons. Gene Ontology annotation, cellular component: mitochondrion; ribosome; small ribosomal subunit. The record is from RefSeq and is a predicted model, not a curated record. The coding region runs from base 130 to 507 and encodes 125 amino acids. Gene Ontology annotation, biological process: translation. NCBI's taxonomy places the organism in Eukaryota, Fungi, Ascomycota, Dothideomycetes, Pleosporales, Sporormiaceae.
GCUCCGAACUUCUAAUAACUUGUGAGAGGGAAAGUCGAAGACGAUUGCGACGUGACAGCGCAGGACGCAGAGAUCAUUGCACAUUCCCCCUAACCCAUUGAACUUCACUUUCAGCACGCAGCCGGCAACAUGGUCUUCAUCUUCGGCUUCAACUUCCCCGACUCGACGCUCGUAAAACGCAGUCUCGAAUCCUUCUACGGCAUCGGCCCCAGCGUCUCCCGCGCCAUCCUCGCCCGCCACCACAUCCACCCCUGGGCCAAAGUCGGCAGUCUCAAAAACCCCACCGUCCUCGCUCUAACCGCCGAUUUGACGAGCAUGAAGAUAGAAAACGAUCUCAGGAGGGAGGUGCAGGAUAAUAUUCGACGGUUGAAGGAUAUGGGCACGUAUAGGGGGAGACGGCAUGCUAUGGGUUUGCCGGUGAGGGGUCAGAAUACCAGGACGCAGAUUAAUACGGCGAGGAAGUUGAAUAGGAUUGAGAGGGGUGGGAUGGGGAGGGUGCAGAUGUAGGGGGG